Peronospora belbahrii is the source of this 1071-nucleotide messenger RNA. The record is from the annotation of a GenBank genome assembly. NCBI's taxonomy places the organism in Eukaryota, Oomycota, Peronosporomycetes, Peronosporales, Peronosporaceae.
AUGAUGGCGUUACCGUCGGAUGAAGUGUCGUUAUCAUCUUUACCAUCGUCUCCAAGCAAUUCCACGGCUCUUGUGAUCAAAAAAAAUAACGAGGAUCUACAACUUACUGCUGGUCAUUCUGAUCUAGAGCUACAUCUCUUGCAAACCUUUGUUGCAUACACGAAUCAACAGCUUAUUCAUUCGUAUCGGAGCAUUAAACAGGCAUCACGCGUCACGUGCUUUCUAGCAGACAUGACGGAGAAGUUGAUGUCACGUUCAGGGCUUGUGACAUUUGUACGGCUUUUCUACCAUCAGUAUAUGCGACUUGGUCAUCCAUUUGUACAACAGGUUGAUGAUGCCAUGGGCAAGCGCGUGAUUGACGCAGUUGUGAGUAUUUUGAUGCUAUCAAAGCAGCAAUCAGACCAUGACAAGCCGAUUCAGACGUUAGCACUAACUGCUGAAACAGACAAGAAGAAUGAGGACGAUCAAGUGCAUGAUGAGCUCUUGGCUGCCACUAAAUUAUCGUACACGGAACGAUUCCAAGCUCUACUGCUGGGUCAAGUGCCACGGAUGGAGCAGGCAUUGAUCCAAGCUCGUUGUCAACUACUGGAGGAAGCAACUCGACAAGACUUAUCAUCGCCUGUUGUGAUGGAGCUUAAAGACUUUGUACCUGUCGAAGAGGUAACCAAACUGAAAGAAGAAAGCAAGGAGUUGCUGCAAAAGGCUGCGAUGGAGGUAACUCGCUUACAGACGGAGAUGACGAAGCUCACGCAGGAUAAACAACAACUUGAGCAACGGCUGACGGACGUGCACAACUAUCAAGAGAGUGAGCGUGGUCGACGCUUUUUGGAAAUGGAGGAGGAACUGGCGCGGACUAAACUUGAGGCCAACCAGAAGGCGUACGAAUUGCGUAAGCUCGAGCUCAUUACUGAUGCACGAAAGAGCAAGCACAAGAAGAAGAGCAAGCACCACAAGGACGAUAAUCGGUUCAACACGUCGGAAAGCGCGCCGCCGUCUUCCGUGCCCGAGAAAAGGUCCAGGAAAGAGCAGGAAGGAAAGCGUAGCAGACAGAAUAGCAAUGUCACUGCUUAA